Sungouiella intermedia is the source of this 372-nucleotide messenger RNA. NCBI's taxonomy places the organism in Eukaryota, Fungi, Ascomycota, Pichiomycetes, Serinales, Metschnikowiaceae. The record is from the annotation of a GenBank genome assembly.
AUGUCUGUCGUUGGAUCCUUGAUUUUCUGCAAUGACUGUGGAAACUUGCUAGACUCUGUUACCGCAAAGCCUACGCUAGACUGUAAAGUGUGCAAAAAAUCUUAUUCCAGCCAGAAGUUUGCCAACUUGAAAGUGGUGACCAAGUCAUCUGAGGAUGCAUUCCCUUCUUCGUUGAGAUUGAAGAGAUCGGUGGUUAAGACCUCGUUGAAGAAUGACGAGUUGGAAGAGGGUGCCACAAUCAAGGAAAAGUGUCCAAAGUGUGGAAACGAGGAGAUGCAAUACCAUACCUUGCAAUUAAGAUCUGCUGAUGAAGGUGCCACGGUGUUUUACACUUGUACGAGCUGUGGCUACAGAUUCAGAACCAAUAACUAG